AUGUCAGAAAAAGGAUACGACGUCGAUUUAACCAGAGCCAAACAAAACACGGGAGUCUGGCUGGUGAAGGUUCCCAAAUAUCUCUCUCAGCAAUGGGCAAAAGCAUCUGGGCGAGGAGAAGUAGGCAAGCUUAAAAUUGGGAAAGCUCAAGGGAAGACUAUGGUGUCUUUCAAUCUGAAUGAGGAGCUGACAGUUGUUGAUUGCUCCGGGGAGAAGAUUUCCUCCGUUCGCUCCCCUAGAGAACAUCCAUUCACCAUGCAGACGGUGGGAGGGCAGACCCUCGCUGUCUUUACAGAGAGUUCAGACAAGAUAGCUCUCGAAGGAAUGGUUGUGCAGCGAGCCGAAUGCAGACCGGCAGUCAGUGAGAGCUACAUGAAAUUAAAAAAGCUGCAGAUCGAAGAAUCCACCAAACCUCUUCGUUUUUCCCAGAGGCUUGACAAAGCCAUCACAACCAAUUAUAAACCUGUGUCCAACCACAGUCAUAAUUUGGAACAUGAGAAGAGAAAGAAAGAGGAAGGCAAGCGUGCACGAGCUGACAAGCAGAAGGUUCUGGAAAUGCUCUUCUCUGCCUUUGAGAAGCACCAGUUCUACAACAUCAGAGACCUGGUGGACAUCACUAAGCAACCAGUGAUUUACCUGAAGGAGAUUCUUCGUGAAAUUGGAGUAUAUAAUUCCAGAGGGCCUCAUAAGAGCACAUGGGAACUAAAGCCUGAGUAUCGGCACUAUGAGGAAGGACAAGAGGAGGAGAAAGAGGCGGAAAAAAUUGAGUAAUCCCAUGUACGAAAACUUGUGGUGUGUUUAGUUUCAUGGAACUGUUGUUUCUU
Molecule: messenger RNA, 824 nt
Organism: Danio aesculapii
Lineage: Eukaryota; Metazoa; Chordata; Actinopteri; Cypriniformes; Danionidae
Gene: gtf2f2b
Product: general transcription factor IIF, polypeptide 2b
Exons: 8
Coding region: 1-771 (256 amino acids)
Biological process (GO): transcription by RNA polymerase II; transcription initiation at RNA polymerase II promoter
Cellular component (GO): transcription factor TFIIF complex
Source: RefSeq, a predicted model, not a curated record